AUCGGGGUGGGCGGGGCGGAGUCGGGUCGCUAGUUGUCCCGGGGUCCUCCCCACACGCCGCGGGGCCUGGCGGACUUAGCGGGGCGGCCUCGGGCCCGGCAGCGGCGGCGGAGCCUGGCGCCGAGCGGGGGGCCUUCUCAAGGCCCCGGGACGCGUCUGUGGGUUCCGGGGGGCAUCAACGGGGCGUCCCCGAGAGGACUGGGGAUGUCCACCGGGCCUGGACUGAGACUGGAGCCUGCCCUCCAUCACAUAGCUGGCCUGGGUCAUAUCUGUAGACACUGUUGAUCGUCUUUACGGGCUGACCCGAAGCUAGGGUCUGUUUAUAGGGUUCUGGGGCCAUCUUGAGAUCUUGAGAUAUGUCCCAGGGUGAAGGAGGUCUGCAAGAGCAGAGGAGUAUCUGCAGAGCCAUCUAUAGCGCCCGGGGUGACCAUGGAGGAAGAAGAUGAGUCUCGAGGGAAGACAGAGGAGUCGGGCGAGGAUCUGGGCGAUGGUCCGCCGGACAGAGACCCCACGCUUUCUCCUUCUGCCUUUAUCCUGCGGGCCAUUCAGCAGGCUGUGGGAAGUUCCCUGCAGGGGGAUCUGCCAAAUGAUAAAGAUGGCUCCCGGUGUCACGGCCUUCGAUGGAGGGGCUGCCGGAGCCCACGGUCAGAGCCCCGUUCCCAGGAGUCAGGGGGGACCGACACGGCUACUGUGUUGGACAUGGCCGCAGACAGCUUCCUCGCGGGGCUGGUGAGCGUUCUGGAUCCCCCAGAUACGUGGGUUCCCAGCCACUUGGACCUUCGGCCUGGCGAAAGCGAGGACAUGCUGGAGCUGGUGGCCGAGGUCCGAAUCGGGGACAGGGAUCCCAUCCCUCUGCCGGUGCCUAGCCUGCUGCCCCGUCUCAGGGCCUGGAGGACAGGCAAAACGGUGUCUCCGCAGUCUCACUCCUCACGACCCUCCUGUGCCCGUCACCUCCUUACCUUGGGCACUGGAGACGGGGGCCCUGCCCCACCCCCUGCCCCGUCCUCUGCGUCCUCCUCCCCCUCCCCUUCCCCCUCAUCCUCCUCCCCUUCACCUCCCCCGCCUCCACCUCCUCCAGCCCCCCCAGCCCCACCUGCCCCCCGAUUCGACAUCUAUGACCCCUUCCACCCCACCGACGAGGCCUAUUCCCCACCACCUGCUCCGGAGCAGAAGUACGACCCCUUCGAGCCCACUGGCUCCAACCCCAGUUCAUCGGCGGGGACUCCUUCACCAGAGGAGGAGGAGGAGGAAGAGGAGGAAGAGGAAGAAGAGGAGGAAGAAGAGGAAGAAGAGGAGGAGGAAGGCUUGUCCCAGAGCAUCAGCCGCAUCUCCGAGACCCUGGCGGGCAUCUACGAUGACAACAGUCUGAGCCAGGACUUCCCAGGUGAUGAGAGCCCCCGCCCGGACCCCCAGCCCCCACAACCGACUCCGGCCCCUGGAACGCCUCCACAGGUGGACUCCACCCGGGUCGACGGAGCCACCCGCCGGCGCGUCUUCGUGGUGGGGACGGAGGCGGAGGCCUGUCGGGAAGGCAAGGUCUCUGUGGAGGUGGUGACGGCCGGCGGAGCCGCCAUCCCGCCAACCCUGCUGCCACCGGGAGACUCCGAGAUCGAGGAGGGCGAGAUCGUCCAGCCGGAGGAGGAGCCCAGGGUGGCGGUCUCCCUCUUCCGGGCCGCUGGCCGGGCGGCGCGACCCCCUCCUGCAGCCUCAGCGCCCCCGGCGGCCCAGCCCCCGCCCCCGCCACCUGCCCCCCGCGCCCCCGAGGGGGACGACUUCCUGUCUCUGCACGCCGAGUCAGACGGCGAGGGCGCCCUGCAGGUGGACCUGGGGGAGCCGGCGCCCGCCCCGCCGGCCGCGGACACGCGCUGGGGCGGCCUGGACCUGCGCCGCAAGAUCCUGACCCAGCGUCGGGAGCGCUACCGCCAGCGCUCGCCCUCCCCGGCCGCCGCCGCCGCCGCCGCCCCCGCGGGCCCCCCCACCCGCAAGAAGUCGAGGCGGGAGCGCAAGCGGAGCGGCGGCGAGGCCAAGGAGGCCGCAUCGUCGUCGUCCAGCGCGCAGCCUGCCCCGCCGGCCCCGGCCUCCCCCUGGGACUCCAAGAAGCACCGCUCCCGGGACCGCAAGCCGGGCUCUCACGCCUCGUCGUCCGCCCGCCGCCGCUCGCGGUCCCGCUCCGCCCGCCGCCGCUCGCGCAGCACCGACCGCCGCCGCGGGGGCAGCCGCAGGUCGCGGUCCCGGGAGAAGCGGCGGCGGCGGCGGCGCUCGGCCUCCCCGCCCCCCGCCACAUCCUCGUCGUCGUCCUCGAGGCGCGAGCGGCACCGUGGCAAGCACCGAGACGGCGGCGGCGGCAAGAAGAAGAAGAAGCGGUCGCGGUCCCGGGGCGAGAAGCGGUCUGGGGACAGCGAGAAGGCCCCGGUGCCCACCCAGCCGCCCUCCGGCUCCAGCUCCCUGGGCGGAGAGCGUGACAGCCGCCGCAGGGGGGCGGUGCCACCUUCCAUCCAGGACCUCACGGACCACGAUCUCUUCGCCAUCAAGCGGACCAUCACCGUGGGCCGGCCGGACAAGUCCGACCCCCGAGGCCCGUCGCCGGCCCCGGCCUCGUCGCCCAAGCGCGAGGUCCUGUACGACUCCGAGGGACUGAGUGCCGAGGAGCGGGGGGGCAAGAGCGGCGAGAAGGACCGGCGCCGCUCCGGGGCCGCCUCCUCCUCCUCUUCCUCCCGGGAGAAGGGAUCACGGCGGAAGGCGCUGGAUGGGGGGGAUCGGGACCGGGACAGGGACAGAGAUAGGGACAGGGACAGGUCAUCCAAGAAGGCUCGGCCUCCCAAGGAGUCAGCGCCCUCCUCGGGGCCUCCGCCAAAGCCACCGGUCAGCAGCGGCUCCGGCUCGUCCUCCUCGUCGUGCUCCUCCUCCUCCCGGAAGGUGAAGCUGCAGUCUAAGGUGGCGGUGCUGAUCCGCGAAGGCGUCAGCAGCACCACGCCGGCCAAGGAGGCCGCAUCCGCUGGCCUGGGCUCCAUCGGAGUCAAGUUCAGCCGCGACCGGGAGAGCCGCUCCCCUUUCCUCAAGCCCGAUGAGCGGGCCCCUGCAGAGGUGGCCAAAGCAGCUCCGGGCAGCACCAAGCCCAAAAAGACCAAGGUCAAGGCCAAGGCUGGGGCCAAGAAAGCCAAGGGGACCAAGGGAAAGACCAAGCCAUCCAAGACCAGGAAAAAGAUCCGCAGCGGGGGCAGCGGUGGGGGCAGCGGCGGCCCUGCGACGCUGAAGAAGUCCAAGGCGGAUAGCUGCAGCCAGGCAGCGGGGGCCAAGGGGGUGGAGGAGACUUCCUGGUCCGGGGAAGAGCGGGCGGCCAAGGCCCCUAGCACCCCGCCCCCUAAGGCAGCCCCUCCCCCCCCUGCACUCACACCGGACUCCCAGACCGUGGACAGCAGCUGCAAGACCCCUGAGGUCUCCUUCCUUCCCGAGGAGGCCGCUGAGGAGGCUGGGGUCCGAGGAGGGGCGGAGGAGGAGGAGGAGGAAGAGGAGGAGGAGGAGGAAGAGGAGGAGGAGGAAGAGCAGCAGCCUGCCACCACCACGGCCACCAGCACCGCCGCAGCUGCCCCGAGCACUGCCCCUAGCGCGGGGUCCACAGCCGGUGACUCAGGGGCAGAGGAUGGGCCGGCUACCCGUGUCUCCCAGCUGCCCACGCUGCCCCCGCCCAUGCCCUGGAACCUGCCUGCUGGUGUGGACUGCACCACCAGCGGUGUCCUGGCCUUGACUGCACUUCUCUUCAAGAUGGAAGAAGCCAACCUGGCGAGCCGAGCAAAGGCCCAGGAGCUGAUCCAGGCCACCAACCAGAUCCUCAGCCACCGAAAGCCACCCUCCAGUCUGGGGGUGACCCCAGCUCCUGUGCCCACCUCUCUGGGUCUGCCCCCUGGCCCCUCCAGCUACCUGCUCCCUGGCAGCCUCCCCCUGGGGGGCUGCGGCUCUACCCCUCCCACCCCCACUGGGCUGGCUGCAGCAUCUGACAAGCGAGAGGGCAGCAGCAGCUCCGAGGGACGUGGGGACACAGACAAGUAUCUGAAGAAGCUGCACACGCAGGAGAGGGCAGUGGAGGAGGUGAAGCUGGCCAUCAAGCCGUACUAUCAGAAGAAGGACAUCACCAAGGAGGAGUACAAGGACAUCCUGAGGAAGGCUGUCCACAAGAUCUGCCACAGCAAAAGCGGGGAGAUCAACCCAGUGAAGGUGAGCAACUUGGUGCGGGCCUACGUCCAACGCUACCGCUACUUCCGCAAGCAUGGCCGCAAGCCGGGGGACCCCCCAGGGCCCCCGCGGCCGCCCAAGGAGCCUGGACCCCCUGACAAGGGUGGCCCAGGCCUGCCCUUGCCCCCUCUCUGAGACCCUCGGCCACCCCUUCCCUCCUUCGCCUCUUUGGAAUUCUGGACGUAUUUAUGGCUCCACCUCCCCACUUCCCUCCCCCGCCCCGUCAGUGGGAUGAUUGGGGGAGGGUUGCUGCAGGGAAGAGGAGAGCCCCCUGCCCUGCCCAGCCCUGUGCCCCUUGCCCCCAAGCCUGUCCCCAUCGCCUCUCCCUUCUGUUUGUGCCCCUCCCCCAGUUUCAUUAAAGAUUUCAUGAAAUGUUAGCCCCGAGCCCCAUGAUUUCAGCCCUUUCUUUUCAGAGACCAGUUUGGGAAAGGGUUGGGAAGAGACCUGCCCAGGUCUGACCCAGGUCUGAGGGUGGUUAGCAGGGUGUGACUCGGGGGAAGUGCUUUUCCCUCUCUGGGCCUCAGUUUCCUGAUCCUUGAAGUGGUUGUUACAAGGACGAAGACCCAGGCAAGUGACGUACUUAGAACCGCCGUAUCAGCUACACAGCAAGUGGUUGCUGUUGACAGAAAAUGGUGGCGGGUGGGAGGUUGGGGUCCCAGGUCCCACCUGCUCAGUGUCUUCCAGGCUGAGGGCACCUGGUGCUAUUUGCCCUGGAAUUGCCUCAGCAACAGGACUUUUGUCCCCCAUUUAGUUGGAUUCCCUUUUUACCAGUCCUUCGAGGCUGGGGUGAUAUUACCCAUUCUCCUGAGGUAGAGGGAAACUGAGGCACAGAGCGGCAAGGGCCACACAGUGAGUCCGGGCCACACUGGCCUUCGUCAGUCCACAUUACCCAGAACCCAGACGUGGUGAGGAG
Panthera uncia (snow leopard) is the source of this 5143-nucleotide messenger RNA. It is a transcript of the gene SCAF1, whose product is annotated as SR-related CTD associated factor 1. NCBI's taxonomy places the organism in Eukaryota, Metazoa, Chordata, Mammalia, Carnivora, Felidae. Gene Ontology annotation, molecular function: RNA polymerase II C-terminal domain binding. The record is from RefSeq and is a predicted model, not a curated record.